AUGGGGUGCUGGGGCACCCCCACCUGUCCAUGUGCACGAUGGUCCUGGCUCUGGCGCUGGGUUCUCAUCUCCCGGCGUGGGUGGAGCGCCCCCUUGUGGGGGCGGACGAGUGUGACGGUACAGGAAGGGCCUGAGGAAGCUCUGGGCCCCGCAGGAAGGUUCCAGGAUCCAGGAGGGGAGAGAGGGGCCCGGCUGGCCGGCCAGCCCGGGGCGGAGCCUGACAGGGAGUGCCUCGCCCGGAAGGGAGGGCAAAGGGCUACGUCGUCCGCCUGCCCCACCCCACUGACAAGAGUCCCAGUCACCCGACCACGCUCUCUGUCCUGGGGCCCUAGAGGGAGCCCAGAAUCCCAAGUGGCUGGAGCACUGGGGGACGCCCAGACAGAGCCCUCGCUGGACCAAGUCCUCCAGGAGCGGGAUGAGGCCAUUGCCAACAGACGCGCGGGGUUCAAGCCUCGUGUCGCUGUCCCCGCCACCUGCAGGAAGCAGGCACUGGAGGCCGAGCUGGACACAUGCAAAGCCAAGUUGCGCGCCGUGGAGGCCCAGCUGCUGGAGGUCCUGGAGGAGAAACUGAGGCUGAGGCAGGAGGUGGAGGCCUGGGAGGAGGACAUGCAGCAGCUGGUGAGGCAGCGGGUCGAGAGUCAGCUGCGGAGAGAGUCCAGGGGCACUCUGGGCACCCCCCUGGGCCCUCGAACUGCGAGGGUCCCCUGGGUCCGGUUCCCCCUGGGUCGGUGGGGACGCUGGCGAUGACAGAGCUCAGCCCGGGACCUUGGCAGCAGUGUCUUUAUUCAUUAAAGCUUGAGGUCUGA
Molecule: messenger RNA, 806 nt
Organism: Mustela erminea (ermine)
Lineage: Eukaryota; Metazoa; Chordata; Mammalia; Carnivora; Mustelidae
Exons: 4
Coding region: 1-747 (248 amino acids)
Source: RefSeq, a predicted model, not a curated record